AUUUCCAGCAGCCCCGUCAUGACGCAGAAUAACCGAACUUGCCCUGAUCCUGUUAUAAUGUUUAAAUACAGUCUGUAUGCAACCACUUACACCAUCAUAUUCGUGCCCGGGCUUCUGGCAAACAGCGCUGCCUUGUGGGUUUUAUGUCGCUUCAUCAGCAAGAAGAACAAAGCUGUGAUUUUCAUGAUCAACUUGGCUGUGGCCGACCUGGCUCACGUUCUCUCCCUGCCACUGCGAAUAUACUAUUAUAUUAACCACACAUGGCCUUUUGGGAGAUUCCUUUGCUUACUGUGUUUCUACCUGAAGUACCUCAACAUGUACGCGAGCAUUUGCUUCCUCACCUGCAUCAGCAUCCAGCGGUACUUCUUCCUGUACCACCCGUUCAAGGCCAAGGACUGGAAGCGGCGGUACGACGUGGCCAUCAGUGCCGCGGUGUGGCUGUUCGUCGGGGCGGCUUGCUUACCGUUUCCCAUCAUGCGAAGCUACGGCCUAGCCAACAGCACUAGUACCUGCUUUGCAGACCUUGAAGUCCGGCAGAUCGAAAACAAGGCGGCCACGGUGCUGAUGACAGCGACGGCAGAGCUCUUCGGGUUCGUGGGCCCUCUCGUUAUCAUUUUAUUCUGCACCUGGAAAACCAAAGUUUCUCUUCGGGGAUUCCAGAUACCGCCGCAAAACAGCAGCGAGAGGCAGAAAGCCUUACGGAUGGUUUCCAUGUGUGCCAUCGUGUUCUUUGUGUGUUUUGCACCGUACCACAUCAACUUCUUUUUCUACAUGAUGGUGAAAGAAAACGUUAUUACCGACUGUUUCUUACGUAGUAUCACUCUUUACACCCAACCCUUUUGCUUAAGUCUUGCAAGCCUGGACUGCUGUUUGGAUCCAAUCCUGUAUUUCUUUAUGAAUUCAGAGUUUCAGGAUCAGAUAUCACGUCACAGCAGCAUGGUCAUCAGGAGCCGGCUCAUGAGCAAAGAAAGCGCCUCAUCGGUUAAGGAAUGAGAAGAAGGCCUAAAAGAGUAACAAAAUGCUUCACAUGCAAUCCGAGACUGUUCUGUGAUGUUCAUUUAACAACCGUUACGGAAGAUCCCGCAAGAUUGUUUUUCCAGGUGAGUUUCGUGGCAGUGGAAAUCUUUUGAUAUGCACAACAUAAAAGCUUGUUUAAGAGCAGCGUGUUAGUAGCUGACGAGUGACCGAGCCGGUGUGACUGCGCCUGCCGACGCGAUGCCCGCGCCUGACCAGAGCGGACCGGGGAAGCGCAGAAGGGAGCAACGAGGCUCUUGCUGGGAAACAUCCCAGCAGCUUUUUUCUAUUUUCCCAGCUUCAGUGGUUCUGCGCCCACUGAAGCAUCUUCUCAGCUGAACGCACGCAGCGCCUCCGGCACCUCCCCGCCGCGGGACCGCGGGGCACCACCGAGAGCCCGUCUGCUCGCGGUUCUGCUGUGAGGUCCGUCCCCAGCAAACCCAGGCAGGAAACCCUUGGAAGAAGUAAGGAGCCCUUGCUGAGGGGAUUUCACUGAUGGAGCGACGGCUGAUUUCUUCCAGUAAAUUAUUCAGAUUUUUUCCCAUCGGCCCCUCUCACGAUCUUAACGUUUACAUUUUUAUGAUUUCAUUAGCCAUGAAUAUAUAAAAAGCAGUCACAAGGUGGGGUUACGUUUACCCCUGACGCGUGUUGGGUCAGUCCCAGUUUUUAGGCCACAUUCCCACAGCUUGUGUAGCUUCCAGGGUUUCACUGUGCUGAGAGCUGGGGAUCAUUUCGGCACCGAUUUACUCCCUUCGGAAAACCUGUGGCUUUUCCAAAGCGUUCUGAGCAGCUCUCGGUGAGCAGCAGUAGCAGCACCUCAUGUAUUGCUAUAAAAUACAAGAAAUUUCAGAAACACUCACUAAGUUAAUCGAAAUCUAGCUACUUAAUCCCACUUUGUCACAUUUUGACUCAACCAAAGAUUUUCUGUGUUAGCUUUACACAAAGUGAAGUGGGAAAAAGCAAACAACAGCCAGGUUUAAAUAACUAGAAGCUAGAGUUCCUCUCAAAGGCACUGAAGACCUACUGCUUCAACAGAAUAAGCUACUGUAGUUCUCCCUUUUGUAAAAAGAUGAUUAGGGUCUAUAGUAUGAUGAAUUUAAUCUCACAUGUACGUAACAGAGAGGACUGAAAUGUGCUUAUCUGAAGGAAAUAGCUUUCAAGAACAGCGUACUCUUUCAAGUUUCCUUGGUUUUCUAGUGAGAAAACUGCCAAAUAAGUGAACAGUCCAUCUCCCAUUGAAGUCAAUGGAAAUAUUUCUACUGGUUUAACUGGACAGUUUUUUUAUGCCAAUGAUAUACGUACACGUGUUUACACACUGCAGGUAAUCCCUUUAAAAUGUGAGCAGAGGCUGAUGCUCAAGCAUAGUUAAGCAUGUAUAACGCAAUUCUUGCCAAUUUAGCAACUUUCGCAUGAGCUAGAUGCUGUACAAUAUCAUCCGUGAAUGAGACUGUAGUUUCAGUGGUUGUUUUGAGGAUUUUUUUUAUAGACCUUGGUCACCUAGCAUGUGGCUGGGAGCUGCUUACUGUAAUUCCCCUCUCAAACAAUUCUGCAUUUAUGGGGUGAAGGCUGAAGACACUGCUAUGGUAACGGUGUAGCUUG
Rhea pennata is the source of this 2613-nucleotide messenger RNA. RefSeq names its product putative P2Y purinoceptor 10. Gene Ontology annotation, biological process: positive regulation of Rho protein signal transduction; phospholipase C-activating G protein-coupled receptor signaling pathway. The record is from RefSeq and is a predicted model, not a curated record. Gene Ontology annotation, cellular component: plasma membrane. Bases 19 to 993 code for a protein of 324 amino acids. Gene Ontology annotation, molecular function: G protein-coupled receptor activity. NCBI's taxonomy places the organism in Eukaryota, Metazoa, Chordata, Aves, Rheiformes, Rheidae. The transcript has a single exon.